Molecule: messenger RNA, 1217 nt
Organism: Xylaria bambusicola
Lineage: Eukaryota; Fungi; Ascomycota; Sordariomycetes; Xylariales; Xylariaceae
Exons: 3
Coding region: 91-909 (272 amino acids)
Source: RefSeq, a predicted model, not a curated record
AUUUAAAGGGGUGACUUGCCAAAGCCGAUUCUUUACAAGUAAAUCAUUGUGACAUGGACCUUGACUUUUCUUCUUUGACCCGAAGGCAAAAUGACCAACGGGAAGCCUCAAACCCAGGCUCUUCUUCCAAAAUCGAGAGCGCCAGAUAGUCCCGGAUCUCCUAUGGAAACUACAACUGGAACUGAAACCCUGUCAACAACUGGCUUGGUGGCUUCAACUGUCGCGGGUAGUUCCGAUAUUCAUGUAUUACAAGAACAGAACAAGUCAAUCACAUCAGCGCAGAGACCAGAACCACGACCAGCUUUAGAGUCUGGGGGGUUCUCCCCUAAUUUCAUGGACGAGAUUAGGAGACUUAUCAAACAGGAGCUUCUCGGAGCGUGCACAAUGAAGGACCGCUCUCAAAAUCCUGCCAGCGACGGUGGUGGUGCUAGCCUCAUUGGCGCUGAUACGCGCAGUAACAACACCACCACCCAAGAGAGCAGGAGACUCUCGCACCUCAGUCCCCUCAACAAGUCAACGCAAGACGAGAGCGAUGAGGGGUCAUCGUCGCCGGCAACAGCGCCAGGUAGUGGCUCAGACCAUGUUCAUACGCCUGAAACGACGCCCACGCCUACUCCCUCGCCUCCCACCAAUGCCUCUGUACCGCCCCUCUCUCUAGACACGCCCGUGGCUGCAAAACAAGAUCCUCGAGUCAGAUUCAGUGAUAACGUGACGCUCGCUCGUAACCCUGUUUCUGCACCAGUGUCGGCGCCAGCAAAGAAGGCUCCGUGGACUAUGUAUCGCCGCAUGUCGAGUUCGAAUGGCGAGACCGUGCCUGAUUGGGGUGUAUUGUUUGAUGCAAAUGGGUAUUCCACGGCGAGGUGUGGACAAGUCCUCAGGGGCUUAGCGAAGUAUAUGGUAUGUUAUUAACAUCUCAAUACUCCCCUCUCCCAUCAAAAUCGUGUUGUAGGAGGGAUAAUAUGUGCAGAACGGAUCUAAUUCAUGUCUGAUGUCUAGGCUGAGGAAUUCUCGCCUCGAGGCACCGUGGUUGUCACACCUGAGAAGCUAGGCUUAUUGUAUUCGCGGUUCAAGAUAGAGGGUGAGGUGCAUCCUUUCGAAGAUAUCUUCCAUAUCUUCCCGCGGCAAGAAAGUUGCAGUAGUAGUACCGCGGCCGGCGCCAAUAGUAGGUUAGCCACCUACCACUCACGCAUCGGCGAUUUCUUCGCAGACCUCGACUG